Molecule: messenger RNA, 1142 nt
Organism: Vidua macroura (Pin-tailed whydah)
Lineage: Eukaryota; Metazoa; Chordata; Aves; Passeriformes; Viduidae
Gene: C12H15orf40
Product: chromosome 12 C15orf40 homolog
Exons: 4
Coding region: 58-477 (139 amino acids)
Cellular component (GO): cytoplasm
Source: RefSeq, a predicted model, not a curated record
GAGCGCGCAGGCGCUCGGGGCGGGCGCGGCGCGGUUGCCGGAAGGGCCGCCCCGGCCAUGCCGAGCCUCGCUGGGUUCCUGCGGGUGCGGGCGGCGCCGGUGCGGAGCGGCGGGGCCAUGCCCGGGAAGGGAAAAGCGGCCGCCAAGGGCCCCGCGGAGCCGGGCGCCGCCGCGGGACCGGUGGUGGCGGCGGGCGGCGGCUCCGUGAGGGUGGCGGUGCGCGCCAAGCCCGGCGCUCGCUGCAGCGCCGUCACAGAUGUGACGGCUGAGGCAGUAGGUGUAGCUAUUGCUGCACCUCCAUCAGAAGGGGAGGCAAAUGCCGAGCUGUGCCGUUACCUCUCUAAGGUGCUUGAAGUGAAGAAGAGCGACGUUAUUUUAGAGAAGGGGGGUAAAUCACGUGACAAAGUGGUGAAGAUUUCAGUAUCAGCGACACCAGAUGAGAUUUUAGAAAAACUGAAAAAAGAAGCUUCCAGUUGACCUAAAACAAGAGCAGGAAAUAGGAAAAAGCAUCUUGGUAUAUGGACUGAUAUUCUUUCUUACUUAAUGCAGUGCUGUUGCGAGUGUGGGUAAUGACUACAGGAAGAUACUUCUUUCCCCUCGUUAAUAUAGCUGCUGUACAAUUGAAGUUCUUCUGUAGGUUUGGUUAGAAAACUGAGACUCUGUAUCUGCUUCUGUCACUACAGACUUCCUUCUGCUCUGGUUUCCUGUGGGUAAGAUUUUUCCUCUUUCCUGGUCCCUAAACAAAUGGUUUAGGAAAUAUUUUUUUUAGUGGAGCAAACAUUGGUUAACAAAGUGAGAAGCUUGGAGUGACAGCAUUCCAUGUGGGAACUGGUACAAAAGGACAAAUCUGGAUGGCAGAGACAUAAAAAGGGACUGUUCUCUCUGAUAUCUCACAGCAGGUACUGUGUGCAGCUUUUCACUGUGGGCACUUACAGAUAUCUAAAAUAAAUGUCUUUUGAAGCCAGUGUGCUGUUGAAGUUUUCAGUCUGUAAAACCAAUGCAGAACCCGGUCAUUGCACACGUGGGGUCACUUUGUAAUAGUCUGUAAAUAGUUUCCUUAAAAGUAGAGAUUUGGUCAUAUAUAUCUUUGCUAAUUGUAUGUCACCUGUAAUGACUGUUUUUAAUAAAAGGGGCAAAAAUAU